Molecule: messenger RNA, 3234 nt
Organism: Betta splendens (Siamese fighting fish)
Lineage: Eukaryota; Metazoa; Chordata; Actinopteri; Anabantiformes; Osphronemidae
Product: ankyrin repeat domain-containing protein 13C-like
Exons: 13
Coding region: 465-2030 (521 amino acids)
Cellular component (GO): cytoplasm
Molecular function (GO): protein binding
Source: RefSeq, a predicted model, not a curated record
UGGGUUGCUGUAGCGCUCAGUUUGACUGAAUUAGCCGCAAAGCAGAUCGAGUGGAUACGAAUUUAAAAACGUAGAGCUCAAAGGGCGCUUGGGGAGAAAACGAUGUAGUCGUUUUUUUAUUUGUUGUCAGUCUUAGUUUUAUGUUUUUUUCGUGCGUUUGCUUGCUGUUAUGUUUAGCAUUAUUAUAGGGUUUUCAGCGCCGCACCCACCGUAUUCGUUCUCAUUGGGGGCUAGCUAACGUUAGCUAACGUCUGCCGGGAGCUAAUGUUGGCUGUGGUGCCGUGUAGCAGGUGUAACGUAAUUUGGAAAAACCAACGCUGUUGGCUUAACAUCCUACGACGCUCCUUUUUAAUUACACCUGCGAGUACGGUUAACGUUAAUAUUACUAGCUGUUAGAUUUGCGCUACGCCUCUUGGCUUUUAACUUAGUCUGGUAAUAGUCCAGUAACGGUAACGUCAGUCAUCAUGACGGGCGACAAGAUACGCACCAUGCGAAAGGACCACAACAAACUGAACAAAAAUGACGAGAUAAUGGACACGUACGAUGAGACCUCAAACGGGACCAUCUCUAACGGUACCAGUAAUCAUUUCAAGUCGAACAAGGCUUUUCAGAAAUCCGUUAAAAGCUCGGUUCUGCAACAGCAGCUUAAUGCGAACAACAUCAACGGCAAUUCAUCAUCAGUUACUACCAUAGUCAGUGAUGACAACAAGAACCCAAUAAUCUUGAUAAGUGACAACCCCGAGUUCCCUGUGCACGAAUGCGUGUUCAAGGGUGACGUGCGUCGCCUCUCCUCUCUCAUCAGGACCCACAGCAUCUCUCAGAAAGACGUGCAUGGGAAUACGCCCCUUCAUCUGGCAGUCAUGUUGGGCCACAAAGAAUGUGCCCUUCUUCUCUUGGCCCACAAUGCACCUGUGAAGAUAAAAAAUGCACAGGGAUGGAGUCCUUUAGCCGAAGCCAUCAGCUACGGUGACAGACAGAUGAUUACAGCAAUACUACGGAAGUUAAAGCAGCAGUCCAGGGAGAGUGUGGAAGAUAAGAGGCCAAAAUUACUGAAGGCUCUCAGGGAGCUUGGUGACUUUUAUCUGGAGCUGCAUUGGGACUUUCAGAGCUGGGUGCCUUUGUUGUCCCGGAUGUUGCCUUCUGAUGCUUGUAAAAUCUACAAGCAGGGCAUCAACAUCAGACUUGACACCACUCUCAUAGAUUUUACUGAUAUGAAAUGCCAGCGUGGGGAUCUUAGCUUCAUUUUCAAUGGCGACGCAGCACCCUCCCAGUCCUUUGUGGUUCUAGAUAAUGAAGCAAAAGUGUACCAAAGAAUACACCACGAGGAGUCAGAGAUGGAAACCGAAGAAGAAGUGGACAUCCUGAUGAGCAGUGACGUGUACUCCGCAACUCUGUCUACAAAGUCCAUCACCUUUUCACGUAGUCAGAUUGGCUGGCUUUUCAGAGAGGAUAAAACAGAGAGGGUUGGAAACUUCAUAGCUGACUUCUAUGCAGUGAACGGCCUGGUGCUGGAGUCGAGAAAACGGCGGGAGCACCUCAGUGAGGAGGACAUUCUGAGGAACAAAGCCAUCAUGGAGAGCUUAAGCAAAGGAGGUAGCAUCAGUGAACAGAACUUUGAGCCUGUGAGGAGGCAGUCUCUCACUGCUCCAGCGCCCAACACAAUUUCCUGGGAAGAGUACAUCACUGCUGAGCAUGGAAAGCCACCUCAUCUUGGGAGAGAACUUCUAUGUAAGGAAAGCAAGAAAAACUUCAAAGCUACUGUAGCCAUGAGCCAGGAUUUCCCUUUAGGCAUUGAGUCAUUACUGAAUGUCUUGGAGGUCAUAGCCCCAUUCAAGCACUUCAACAAGCUCAGAGAGUUUGUUCAGAUGAAACUUCCUCCUGGCUUUCCUGUCAAACUCGACAUCCCCGUCUUCCCUACAAUCACUGCAACUGUCACCUUUCAAGAAUUUCGCUAUGAUGAUUUUGAGGAGUCUAUUUUUUUCAUCCCUGCUGACUACAAAGAGGACCCCAGUCGGUUCCCUGACCUUUGACCUGUGAACACACACAGUAAAUGACCAGCCAGCUGGCAAACAAAUGAGGAAUCUUGUAUUGUGUUACUCCUAUAUAAAAAUAUACAUUCUUCAUUUUAAGAAAAAAGGGAACUGGCCUUGAUCAGUUAUUUUUCAUUUCGCUGAUGGAUCCAAAGCAAAUCAAUGCAGCGCCAACUCACUUAGAAAUGCCUACAGGCAGUGGUGAAAUGAGUGAUGGCUUUCAUUUCACUCACCGUAGAGUGAGAAGUUGACUCCUCUCCUCUCUGCUGCUCUUUCCUCCUGUGAAAGCUGUCACACAACUCAGCCUGACUUUUCAUUGUCACUAUUUUAAUAUCUAUUAUAGCUACUCAUUACAAGUGACUGAAUUCUUAUUGCUGACACUGCACUGAUAGUCAUGUGUAAAUAGAUCACAUCAUCUGCAACUCCUAACAGAAUCACAAAUAGCUCUAUACUAAACGAAGCGUAUUAAUUUAUAAAGUAUGUAUUGUGUAUAUAUUUAAUAUACUCAAAGGAGUAACACUGUGUAGCAAUACAUUUCCAGUACUUAAAGAAUGUUUUUAAACAGCCGGGAGAAGGUUGAGCAUAAAAACACAUUCUUAACAGUUCAAUCUCCAAGCCUUUCCCAUGCAGGAUGCAACCUCCUGUACUUUCAGGUUAGCUCAUGUUACCUCUGUUGUCUCCAUGUUUGUUGUUAGUAUGAAUUCUGUGCUUAGUGUGAGUGAAUAACUGUUCUUAAAGGUUACUGUACGUACGUCUGUGUGGAAGAAUCCAGAUGGGAUAUCAGGUAAACUAUUAGUUUAAUACUGCACUGAUGAGGUGUAUUUAAGGCAUGCUAUGGCUGUGUUCACAUGCAUCUUUAAGCUAUACCUGUAUCUUAUAGUAUUUGCUAUAUUGUGUGCAGACCUUUUGGUAUUUAGAUAAAAGGAAAACUGAAUAUUCUAACACUAACACUUUGAACCACCUUUUAGUGCUUAAAGAUAGUCUGCAUACAUGUUUUUUAUUCAAAGAGAAUAAACAAAGCUGUGAAAGUGAUAUUGCUGGAUAUCCCUAAAGUGUCCGGAUGAGAAUUAAUCUGAUCCACUGAUUUGUCUCUGGCUUCAGCUAAUGUGUACUGCAACCAUACCUACUUCACAGCCCUUUAAAUAAAAGCACCAGCAUCCUGUUUCACUUUGUGCAAGUAUAAUAAAACAAAGGUUCUGACUAA